Molecule: messenger RNA, 200 nt
Organism: Lolium rigidum
Lineage: Eukaryota; Viridiplantae; Streptophyta; Magnoliopsida; Poales; Poaceae
Product: small polypeptide DEVIL 4-like
Exons: 1
Coding region: 84-200 (38 amino acids)
Biological process (GO): negative regulation of cell population proliferation
Source: RefSeq, a predicted model, not a curated record
CAGAGUUCAGUACUGCUACGGUGCUACACACCAUAUCUUGUUUAGCUUCCAUCGAUCGCCACCAGAACACACCACAGAGGAAGAUGAAGCUUCUCGGGAGCCAGAGAAGAGGAGGCUUCAGCAGGACCCUCAAAGAGCACAGGGCAAGGUUCUACAUCAUCCAGCGCUGCGUCGUCAUGCUCCUGCGGUGGCACGACUGA